AUGGAGAAGUACUGCGGCAUUGUCUACGAGCUGGACGUUGAAGGCCAGCAAAACAUGGAGCAGUUCUUGGGCGCACUAGGUGUCAGCGACCAGUUGGCCAUAGACUUUGUGCUGUCGGCGCCGUGCAGGGUGACUCUGACGUCAGACGGUGACGAGUUCACGCAGCAGACGAGCACCUGCUGCUACGAGGACGUGGUGAGCUACCGGCUUGACGAGUGCUACGAGCAGCAGGGCUACGACGGCCGCCUCGUCUGCAGCCUGGUGACGGAACCGCGGCCCAGCACACACCUGCUGCAGCAGACGUACGAAGACGGCACCUCCGUCACCAUCGAGAAGCGCUUCAGCGCCACGGAGCUCGUCAUGAUUCUAAAGAUUGGUGAUGUCACGGCAAGGAGGACGUUCAGGGCAACUACGAUGUCAGAGGGAUGUUCUACGUCAGUUUUACAGCAGUCGGCGCAGUCUUGCCCUCCAGACUGUAUUUUACAAGCAGAUGGCGCUUGA
This is a messenger RNA of Schistocerca piceifrons (Central American locust), 501 nucleotides long. RefSeq lists its product as uncharacterized. The transcript has 3 exons. The coding region runs from base 1 to 501 and encodes 166 amino acids. NCBI's taxonomy places the organism in Eukaryota, Metazoa, Arthropoda, Insecta, Orthoptera, Acrididae. The record is from RefSeq and is a predicted model, not a curated record. Gene Ontology annotation, molecular function: lipid binding.